This is a messenger RNA of Fusarium odoratissimum NRRL 54006, 3073 nucleotides long. RefSeq lists its product as uncharacterized. Gene Ontology annotation, biological process: protein import into peroxisome matrix, docking. The coding region runs from base 126 to 1301 and encodes 391 amino acids. NCBI's taxonomy places the organism in Eukaryota, Fungi, Ascomycota, Sordariomycetes, Hypocreales, Nectriaceae. Gene Ontology annotation, cellular component: peroxisomal membrane; peroxisomal importomer complex. Gene Ontology annotation, molecular function: signaling receptor binding. The record is from RefSeq and is a predicted model, not a curated record. The transcript is spliced from 2 exons.
GCAUGUGCCUACCUCGCCGAACCUUGCCUACACCUCGGAAACCACAAACAUUUCCCUUCCAUCCUCUAUUUCAACGUUUCCGUUAAUCUUCCAGCAUUGUAAACAGUCGCGUGACACUAUCAAACAUGAGCGACUCAGAUUCCAAUCCCGCCAUCCCAAGCUGGCAGAAGGCGCAAUCCGACGAGACCGAUAGCCAAAACACCGAACCGGCCCCGACACCGUCCGCGAGCAGCUCAACGUCAGAAGUUGAUGGGUCAGCGGUAGAAACAACAGCAGAAGAGACGUCGCAGCCGGAAAAUGCGACAGACGAUCCAGAAAGACUCGAGGUUGCGAGACGCUUUCUCGAGAAUGACGCUGUGCGACACGCGCCUCAUGAGAAGAAGGUCGAGUUCUUGAAGUCCAAAGGCAUUGACGAAGCCGAAAUACACGCGCUUCUUGGCCAAGACGAAUCCACAACAGAGACAGAGGUUUCUAUUACUUCUUAUAUUGCUCCCAAGUACUAUGCUGACAAUUUCAAGGCCCCAACCUUAGAAACAACCAAUUCUUAUGCUCCAACACCCACCGAAACUCUCCCGCCAACACCAGCUUCCCAUCCGCCCGUCGACCGACCCCCAGUCGUCACAUACCCUGAAUUCCUUGCGAAGGCACCCCGUCCUCCUCCUCUCGUUACAAAGGAGCGUCUUUUCAACGCCCUCUACGCAGUCACUGGCCUUUCCACCCUCAUCUAUGGCACAAGUCGUUACGUUAUUCGGCCUAUGGUUGACAGUCAGGCCGAAGCCCGUACAGAUUUCCACGACCUGACCUCGCGAAAACUCGAUGCCCUCGUCGCAAAGCUUGAAAAGACCGUCUCCGAGGUUCCUCCCAAGAAACCCAUCGCCGCAGUCGAGGAGGAGAGCGAUGCUGAAGACCCUACGGAGAUGUUCCACAGGGACAUGGGCACUCAAACCACAUUCCCCAUAAGCUCUGUGACAGCGAUGACAGACUCCAAGAAUAACGAGUCAGCUGCCAAGCAUAACACCAAUCAACUGGCUAGUUUGAACAAGACUCUUUCUGGCCUGAAGGAUGAAUACCGUUCCCAGAGCGAAGGCAUGGAUAAGAUCAAAACUGCUGUUGACGUGCUACGGGAUGACCUCGACACAAUGACGUACACUGCGUAUCCCGAUCACAGUACUGGCUAUGACUUGUACGGCCGCUCACGCAAGCCUGAGCCAGAUGAUGAAAUCCGCAAGGUGCGGGAUAACAUCCGGCGUGUGAAGGGAGUCUUGCUAAGCACGAGAAACUUCCCCGCCUCGGCACGAUGAUUUAUUUCUGAAACCAGGUUCUAAAAACGGCAAUUCAUAUCAUCUGUGUUGCUCUCGGGAAAGCUUUCAUAAUGUACAUUUAGUCUUUACAGUACUCCAUCGUCAUACAUAACCAUGUCAAUAUACCCCCUACACAUCCAUCCAUCAUGGUAUCACGUAGAAAUGAACCCCUCCAUGCGGCAUGCCCUAGUUAUUUGCCUCCUUGGCCCUCCGCUCUGAGCCCAUAUCAGGUCGCUCAGGGACUUCGAUUGAAUGUUUGGAGAAAAAGGCUGGCCACGGCAUAACCCUAAUAUGCUCGAAACCUCGGCCUUCUUGUACCUGCUCAUCGUACCAGUCCAGAGUUGGUCUGAAGACAAAAUUCAUCGUUCUUCCGCGGUAUCCCUCACUCCUUUUAUUUGCGCAAUGCAUAAAGAGGCGGUUUUUGCACUUGGUCGGCCGAUCCAUAUUCUUCCCACGAGGAGCAUGAAAAACAAUCUUCAGGUCCUCAUCUGCCGCAUCAUUUGUAUCCGUAGGUUCAUCAAUGUCCAUUGCCUCUGGAGAGGGUGGCCGUGAUCUGAUGGGCGCAUUCCCUGGUCUGACUUCCCUCCAUCCCUGAGAUAUCAUCACUGGCGGUACGGCUGGAAUAGAUGCCUUCAGAUUCCUCAUAAGAUGCUGAAGCUGGUGGAUAGUGAUAUCGACAGGGUCAAUAAGCCCCUGCGGAAUCACAUCUGGUCCCCCAAUCCAUACUUUCGCCAGCGGCAUUUUGUUGUGGGGCUCUUCAGCAAGCCGUAUCAUUUCGCGUUGUGCUUCAAUAAGUUCCCCAUCGUAAACGUAUGAAUCAUUGUCCGGCAUUUUCAUGACAGGGUCCCAUAUUAUCAACUCCAUUGCACGCCAUGGCUUCUUGAAUACCUCAAUAGGUCUGUAUACAGCAAUCCACGGCCGUUGGUUCUUGUUUGUGGCUUCUCGAUUGUCGCCGUACUUCCAGGAUCCUUCAAUCGUGUAGCAGAAGGCCACACCAGUAUUGAUAAAGGUGUGGCCAUGAAUCCUUUCAUUGAAAUAGCGAAGGCAUCUAUCGUAUGUUUCGAACUCGGGAAAAUCAUGUGCCAUAUCCAUAUUCCAGUAAGAGACGGGGCAAGUGAAGACUGCCUGGGGGCCCCAGUCCCUGUCCCGAAUAUUGUUUUCUAGUUUUCCUAGGAAGUGCUUGAACGAUACAGCGUCAUCGCGAGGGAUUAAUUGGAGUCUUUUCUGAGGUGUUCUCUCCACAGCUGAUUGAUUCUGCGCGACAAGGGAGGAGCCGGCAGGGUUAACUUUUCCCCAAACAUCACCUGGGUUACCCAAAGUUGAGGGAGUAUAUUGGGGGAUCCGGAUCUGGUGAGUGAGUCUCUGAAUGCCAGCAUUAGGGCUUGAUCCGAGCACGGUGAAAUGCCGAUACUGGUCCAAAUUCAAAAUAGACCACCACCCAAACCAGUUGACAAGACUCUGCUCAUCGUUGCCAUCAAUCGAAUCAGGCGCGAACACCAGAGCCGGUUGGUCAUCGUCCGAAGGUCCUGUUAUCUCUCUGACAUGUUGCAAGCACUUAAAAAGAGCAUCGAUUUCUUUCUCGGCUGUCGCUUUGUCCUCUUCACGUACUCGGAUACUCUCUAAAUGCGUCUCCCAGUCUUCCUUGACCCCAACAGCUACCUCGUGAACCCAAUUCUCAAACUCGGCACAUACGAUGAGCGUAAAAGCGCCGCGAUGUUGCAGCCAAUAUUUAUAGUUUGCAGAGUGACAUCCCCGAUCCGGGAUGGUUGGCC